CUCUUGGAUCCGGGAUCCUCUUCACCUACCCUCAGAUUGCCACUAUUGCUGGUGUGCAAGGCCUAGUAGUGUAUGCUCUGUCUUCCUCGCUGCCGCUUUUGGUAUUCGGGUUGCUGGGUCCGAUCAUCAGACGCAAAUGUCCAGAAGGAUUUGUCCUCACAGAGUGGACUCGCCAGCGAUAUGGAGCUGUCGGUGGCUUAUUCCUCAGCAUCUGCACUCUUAUCACCAUCUUCUUGUAUAUGGUCGCAGAGCUCUCGGCUCUUCAACAGAUCGUCAAUGUUUUGACCGGCCUCAAUGGAUUACCUGCUGUAAUUGUACAGUGUACAAUCACAACCAUCUAUACAUCGCUCGGAGGUUUCAAGGUUUCUUUCGUUACCGACAACAUUCAGGGGGCCAUGGUGAUUGGCCUUAUCAUCAUGGGUGUCAUCUCAGUUGGUGUGGAGACAAGCGUCGACCGUUCUCUGAUCGACCAAUCUGGAUUUCUGGAGCCCAGUCUAUUAGGCUGGCAGCUGAUUUAUAUCUUACCUGUCGCCAUUUUGACAAACGACUUCUUUCUCUCCGGUUUCUGGAUGCGUACCUUCGCCGCGCGUACUGACAAGGAUCUAUGGAUCGGAGUCAGUUUAGCAAGCUUCUUCGUCUGCAUCAUUUUGAUCCUAGUAGGAGUGGGAGGGCUUCUCGCUGCAUGGUCUGGUGCCUGGCCUUUGGAUGAUGCAGAGAAUGGUUACCUCUCCUUUUUCCUCCUUCUUGGGCAGCUACCAGCAUGGGUUGUGGGGGUGGUUCUCGUUAUGGUCAUCUCGCUUUCAACUGCCGCCUUCGAUAGUCUCCAGUGCGCCAUCAUCUCGACUGGAAGUAACGAUCUUUUCCGGAACAAACUCAAUAUUUGGGUCAUUCGUGGUCUUGUCGUCGUCUUGAUCGUGCCAGUCGUUAUCGUCGCACUCAAGAGCCCCGACAUUCUUCAAAUAUUCCUCAUCAGCGACCUGGUUAGCGCUUCGGUCGUACCGUGUUUGGUCAUAGGAUUGUCGGAUCGAUUCUAUUGGUGGCGCGGCUUCGAUUUUGUUGUUGGGGGACUUGGGGGGAUAUUCACCAUUUUUCUCUUUGGUCUCGUCUACUACAAUGGCGAUGCCAAUCUAGCUGGAAAGUUGAUACUACUCGAGAAUGGACUGUACGCUGAAGACUGGAGCGCCUUUGGUGCUUUUGUAGCGGCUCCCAUCGGCGGCUUGAUGUGGGGAUUCGGUGCUUGUGGUGUUCGUUUAGCUACCCUUUUCAUUCUCUCGAGGGUCAAUGGUCAUCGGUUCGAUGCUCUCGAUCGGCCCAUCCCCCACACCCAGUCAAUCGAGUCUUCCGAUGAUAGAGAGGUCGAAGGAGUGCUCGAACAAACGAGUGGCGGAAAGGCUGGGAAAUUCUUUUAA
Molecule: messenger RNA, 1409 nt
Organism: Periconia digitata
Lineage: Eukaryota; Fungi; Ascomycota; Dothideomycetes; Pleosporales; Periconiaceae
Source: the annotation of a GenBank genome assembly